AUGAGCAGUAAAUUCGAUGGCUCCCAAUCCAAGGACCCCCCAGUGCUCAAGGAGAAGGGGACGGAUUGUGCCUCCCAAUUAGAGCUCUGGGAGUCCAAGGAAACCUCGCAGAAGGGCAAGUCGCUGUACCUACCGGCCGUGGCCAACCCCUUUGGGCAACAUACACGCAUCGGCGCCUGGCGCUGGGUCCGCAUCGUGCUCUUGGGGGCCGUGUUGGUGCCCGUGCGGGUGUGCUGCUGCUUCAUCCUCUUCCUCUUCCUCUGGCCCUUCGUCAUCCUAGCCACCAUUGGGCGUCCUGUCCAACCGGCCAGGCCCGCCUCGAACUGCAGGAGGCAACUGACCCAGCCAGCGCUCCGGUUGCUGUUACAGGCUGUGUUCCGCCUGCUGGGCUUCGUGGUCCGCGUGAGAGGGGCCAAGGCCACGCGGGCCGAGGCCCGCCUCUUCGUGGUGGCGCCGCACACCACCUUCUUCGACGUGAUCGCCUGCGUCGCUGCGGGGCUGCCUUCGCUGGUCUUGGCGAACCGGAAACUGACCUUCCCCGGGCUCAGGAAGGUCAUCCAGUCAACCGAGCCCAUCCUCGUGAGGCGCAACGACCCCGCUUCCAGGAAGAACACCCGGAAUGAAAUCCUGAGGCGCGUGAGAUCCGGAAGGCGCUGGCGGCAGAUCAUGAUCUUCCCGGAAGGCGUGUGCACGAACGGCUCCUGCCUGGUCACCUUCAAGCUGGGGGCCUUCUUGCCCGGGGUGCCCGUGCAGCCGGUCCUGCUCAGGUACCCGAACACCUUGGACACGGUCACCUGGACCUGGAAGGGGUUUUCAGCAUUCCAGAUCGUGCUGUUGACGCUGAGUCAGGCCUUCACCCGGAUGACCAUUGAAUUUAUGCCUGUGUAUACCCCGAGCGAUGACGAAAAACAAGACCCCAUCCUGUUUGCCAAUACAGUUCGGAUCAGCAUGGCCAAUGCCUUGGGCUUGCCGGUCACAGACCACACGUAUGAAGACUGCAAACUGAUGAUCUCGGCAGGUCACCUGCGGCUACCCAUGGAAGCCGGGCUGGUGGAAUUUACGAAACUUAGUCAGACACUGAAGUUAGACUGGGAUAGUAUCCAGCAGCAUUUGGAUGACUAUGCGGCCAUUGCAGUCGCCUCCAAAGGAGGAAAGAUAGGGAUCGAAGAGUUUGCAACCUUCUUGAAACUUCCAGUUUCGAUGCCGCUGAGAAAGCUUUUUGCUCUCUUUGACAGAAACCAGGAUGGCAGCAUAGACUUCCGAGAGUACGUGAUUGGCCUGACUAUCCUAUGCAACCCUGACAACACGGAGAAGAUUCUGCAGGUGUCCUUUAUGCUUUUCGAUCUCGAUAAGGACGGCUUCAUAAGCGAACAGGAGUUAACGACUAUACUUCAGGCAGCGUUUGGAGUGCCGGACCUGGACGUUUCCAAACUCUUUCAUGAAAUAGCCGGUCCAGACAAAAAGCACAUUUCUUUCAAAACCUUUAAGAAAUUUGGCCUGAAGCAUCCAGUGUAUGCCAAGUUAUUUAGUUCCUACCUAGAUCUCCAGACAGCCCAUAGCUAUUCAUUACCACAAGCAGUAGAAGUUUAA
This is a messenger RNA of Echinops telfairi (small Madagascar hedgehog), 1590 nucleotides long. RefSeq names its product lysophosphatidylcholine acyltransferase 2B-like. The record is from RefSeq and is a predicted model, not a curated record. The transcript has a single exon. Gene Ontology annotation, cellular component: endoplasmic reticulum. Bases 1 to 1590 code for a protein of 529 amino acids. Gene Ontology annotation, molecular function: 1-acylglycerophosphocholine O-acyltransferase activity; calcium ion binding. NCBI's taxonomy places the organism in Eukaryota, Metazoa, Chordata, Mammalia, Afrosoricida, Tenrecidae.